This is a messenger RNA of Zea mays, 1267 nucleotides long. RefSeq lists its product as uncharacterized. Gene Ontology annotation, molecular function: oxidoreductase activity. Bases 362 to 1093 code for a protein of 243 amino acids. NCBI's taxonomy places the organism in Eukaryota, Viridiplantae, Streptophyta, Magnoliopsida, Poales, Poaceae. The transcript has 4 exons. The record is from RefSeq and is a predicted model, not a curated record.
AUUAGGAUUCCUUUCUUACAGGAGGGGUGUUUGAUGAGAACGUGUCGGGGUAACCCUCAUCUCCAGUUCUCCGGAUCCCGCCCAGGGCCCCUAGCCACGAACAAGGACGCCUUCCCGGCCUUUAGCAGCAGUCAGCAGCUUCUCGUUUCAUCAGCCAGCCACCACCAACCAACCACAGCGAAACACCUCUUUCUCGCUCUCUCAUAAACGACGAGGAGGCCGUACGGCACUCCGCAAGCUUCUCAGUUCACUCUCUGGUCUCCAGUCUCCACCGCUCCAGCAGCCUGAGCUAGUGAGCUGAGCCCCGAGCUGCUAUACCGUACACCAAGUGCACAAGCGGAUCGGAUCGGAUCGGAGCGAGAUGGCCGCGGCCGGGCUGGGCGUGAAGGCGACGCCGUUCACGUACGCGGCGCACGCGCUGGCCGCGGUGGCGGCGGCGCUGGUGCUGGUGUGGUGCGUCCACUUCCGCGGCGGCCUCGCGCUCGAGGCACAGAACAAGAACCUCAUCUUCAACGUUCAUCCUGUUCUUAUGCUGAUCGGCUACAUUAUCCUCGGCAGUGAAGCCAUUAUGAUCUACAAGGUGUUUCCGAACCUGAACCACGACACGGCCAAGCUGACGCACCUGAUCCUCCACGCCGUCGCGACCGUGCUCGGCGCCUUCGGCAUCUACUGCGCGUUCAAGUACCACAACGACAGCGGCAUCGCCAACCUCUACAGCCUGCACUCCUGGCUCGGGAUCGGGACCAUCGCUCUGUACGCCAUUCAGUCGAUGCUGUGUUCGCAGUGGGUGUUCGGGUUCGUGACCUUCUUCCUCCCCGGCGCGGCGCCCGGCGUGAGGCGCGGCGCGCUGCCCUGGCACGCGCUCUUCGGCCUCUUCGUCUACGUUCUGGCGCUGGCGACCGCGGAGCUCGGGUUCCUGGAGAAGCUGACCUUCCUGGAGAGCGGGGGGCUCGACAAGUACGGCGCCGAGGCGUUCCUGGUCAACUUCACGGCGCUCGUCGUCGUGCUGCUCGGCGCCUUCGUCGUCGUCGCCGCAGUCACUCCGGCGCACGCCGAGGAACCGCGGGGCUACGCCCCGAUUCCGGUCAGCUAGAGGGGGAGGAGUUCGCUGGGCAGUCAGAAGAGGGCAGCUGUGUUUUGUUUUUGAAUUGAACCAUGACACAUCAGGCGUGUGCGUGCCUCGCGUCCGGGUUUACUUCGAAGCGGACGCGACGGGUUUCGGUCUAUGAAUGAAUACAGCCCGAUGGGCCGCAGCUUUCCACAAACA